ACUCCCCGGGCUCCCUCUUCCUCUUGGGACCGAGUCUUUUGGUUGAGAAAAGGGCAUUUAAAAUCUCGGCCUCGAAAGCCUCUGCCGGGAGCAGGAGGUGUCGGUGCUUAACUGCGCCCGAAGGAGCCGGGCAGGUGGUGCCCGGCCGCUGCUCCUGCCUGCCGGGGCUGUGAUGAGUUCGCCGGCCUCAGACAGGACAGAGGGACCAGGUUUGGGCUGCUGGGGACACGGCGAGGAGCUGAGGGCUCACGAAAGUCCCGGGACAUGGCGAGGUGGCCACCAAGCCGAGGCACCGCAGGUCUCACUGCCCGAAGCCGGGGGAGCUCGGGGUGCCGGCGUGUGCUCUGCCGGGGGGACCGUCCUCGGGGUGGCCGGGGCAGCGUGUCCAGCCCCGCGGCGUGGCAGCUUUCCUUACAAGGAGUUUGGCUGGAGCCCGAGCAGCGGGAGCCGCGCUCGCCUCCGCCUGCCUCAUUCAUCGCAGCCCCGGCCGUGCAGGGGCCGCUGCUGCCCCGGCCCCGCGCUCACGGAGAGCCCCGCGUCCCCUCCGGCCCUGGCUUGUAAGGUGGAAGGACCGAGGAUGUCCUCGAUGUUCGGCAAACCCCGAAACAGCAGCGAGCGGCCGCCCCAGAGUCCCCUCCCCGAGUGCAACGUGGCCAUCCUGGGGUGCAGAGGGGCCGGCAAGUCAGGUGAGAUGGGCAGGGCAGGGCAUCGGGGAGUGCCUGUCAGGGGACACCUGCCUCACCUGCCUCUUUCACCUCCUGUAGCUCUGACCGUGAAGUUUCUAACCAAGAGGUUCAUCAGUGAAUAUGAUCCCAACUUGGAGGACACCUACUCCUCAGAGGAGCUGGUGGACCAGCAGCCUGUGCUCUUGAAGGUGAUGGACACUGCUGACCAGGAUGGCCCCAGGAACUGUGAGCGUUACCUGUGCUGGGCCAGCGCCUUCCUGGUUGUCUACAGCAUCGACAACAGGAGGAGCUUCGAGGGCUGCCAGCGCUACCUGGAGGUGCUCGCCCUGCACGCACGGGGCUGCCAGCGCCGCUGCCCCGUGCUCCUGCUGGGAAACAAGCUGGACAUGGAGCAGUACAGGGAAGGCACAAUCAGGACACACAGAGUGAAGCAGCAAGCCCAGCCCACAUCUGAGGGCACCCAGCCUGGUGAGGGUCACAGCCAUCACUUUACACCGUGUUCCUGGACACACCAACUGCUUGUGGGCAAACGCCACCAGGUGAGCUGUGCCAGGCUCUGCCUGGAAAGAGGCUGAACCCCAGAGGCACUAUCUCAGCAAAGCCUCCUGACUGUCUUCACCUAUGGCCUGCUUAUUCCAGAGGCAAAACUGAGGGUUUGUGUGUCUGGGGUAAAUCACCUCCUCAGGCAGUGCCCUCAGGCAUCUCUGUUAGGCAAGAAAGUUAACAGCCAAAGCCUGUGCCUCAGCCCAGGAGCACCAAUUGGACUUACGGUCUUCUCUGCGGAAGAACCAGAGCAGCUCCUCCAGCUGUUCCUGUUCCAAGCCCAGUGGAAGGGUAACGUUGCCUGCUGUGUGCUCGUCCGCGUGUGUGCUGGCCAGGGUGGUUGGGAGGUACUUGUGCUCUGCCUCAGCUGUGGUGGAAAGAUGCAAUAGUCACUCCUGCAGCCCUUCAGACUGGAAGUGACCUUCCCCUUCACUCCCAGGGUUGCCCAGCACAUCUCUCCAAGCAGGCAGAACUCAGCCCUGAGCCUGAUCUCAUGCAGUGGGAAGUGGAAAGUGUUUUUGGCUGCAGACCCCAUUAUGGUGAGGCAGCAGGGCUGCAAAGACUUCAGAAUGCUGAUAGGGCCUUUCCACAUUCCUCAUCUCCCACCAAGGAGAGGCAGCUCCGUGUGCCACAAUUCACCAAAGAGUUGCAUUGCCAAGACCAGUCCUGGAAAUCUGACUCUGGACCACAGUCCUCCAGCAAUAAAUUCCUAUUCAUCAGACCAGCUUGUAUACACAACUUGACUCUAGCAUUUUUUAUCAAAAUCUUCAGUGUCUGCAAAGAAACCAACAUAUAAAUGUUGCCAACUCCAAGCACAGAACAUACGCACAGAAUGCAGAUGGGAAUGACACCCAGUUCAGGAACUGGGGUGCAAUUUUUUACUUGGCUCACUCAGGCUGCUGCUGGUGUAUACUGAGGAAAAUAGCCCCAUAGAAAGAAAGAAACUGUAUUUCCAGGAAGUUAAGGUCUUUGCACAUAUGACCUACUUUACCCACACCAUUAUCCUUUAAGCUAAGACUCUACCUUGCAGCAGGAAAAAUGGGAUUAUCCAGAAGAACUUCAUAUUUGUAUAUGCGGGUGGGAGGGAUCACGCCUUCACAGUAUUUCUUCAGCGUGGAGAUGCCUGCAAAAUACAGAGAAACUAAGAAGUUGAGAGAGAACCUGAUUCCCCUCCCUACUCAGCUCUUUUCAGAGAGGAGAUCUCAUGUACCCCAGUGUCUGUUUCCUCCUGAGAACGUGAGUCUGACCUGCCAGGACAGGGUGCAGGAAUCCCUGGACCACCAAGCUGACAGCAGAGGGGGUCUGGCACAGCGUCUGCUGCCCGGGUUGGACUCCUUGCCGAGGUGAACCUGUACAGAUGUGAGCUCAGCUGCUGUGAGCCAGCCCCUCCCCAGCUAACAAAGCUUCCCUGCUUGUUCCCCUGCCAUAAUCUCCAGAGAACAUAUACUUUGCAUGUGACAACCUAUUGCCAACCCAUGGAUGGCAGAAUAUGGGUGUGGAGAUGAGGAAGUGGAAGGCUGAGCUCCAGGAGGAGGCGAGGCUGGCUUGCCAUUGAGGCUGUGGUGUUUCCCAUCCCUCAGGGAAACACAAAGUCCUCCCUGACCUUUAGUCCCUCAUUUAUUAGUGGCAUCAAUACAACUUUUAUGGCUGCUUGUCCAAAUUAGUUCUUCAGAGUCCUUGGAAGGGACCUGCCCUGAGCAGGGGCUCCUGGCUGUCCUGGUGAGACAUUGAGGUGGCUCUCCCCAGCCCACUGCUCGCUGGCCAUCACCCUCGGGCAGGUCAGUGUCACCACAACACACAUGCAUCCCUCAGACAUUCUGGCCCCACAGGCCAUUAAUUAUUAUAUGAAGACUUUUACGUCAGUCUGAUACUCCCAGCUUUUACCUGCCUUUGCUGUGUGGCCUGGUGCUGUCUGAAACUUGCUCCCAAGCAUGUUCCACUGUGCCAGGCGUGUCAACAGCACUGUUGCUGACUCCUCAGGGAAGCAUUUGUCCUGUCGGUUAUGGACCUAAUGAUUGCUACUAUUUCCCCCCCCAUUCUCAAUGUCUUCACAAUUCAAAGUUCACAUUUUAUAGCUAACCAGGCAUUCAGGCUUACUCCCUGCUGCCAGAAAACCACCUCCUAGCAUUCUUUGAGGAGGGGACUCUCAACUACACGGUCCACUUUGUAUUUCAGAAAAUACGGGUAAAGCUGCUCCCUGCAGUUAGGUGUGCCAAUUACCCUUCCAUCCAGGUAACCUUUAGCUUAUUUACAUGGAUCACCCCUCAAAAAGGAGGAAAUAAGUUAUUGGUGCCAAUGAAAAUAAGUUACAAGUCAGCUGCACCCUAAUAAGAAGUGGCACUUGAAUGUGUUAAAUCUUGCUGUGCAAGGCUUCAGAGUAAUCAUUUGCUCGAAGAGGAAUAUUUGACAAGCAUGUUGCUGAUUUUCCCCUAAGGUGUUUCAUAAGCUAUGGGCUACCUCCUGGUGUCUGUGCACAGCAGGGAUGCUGGAAAGCUGCUGGAAGUACUUUGCUACUUCAUCAAGUAGUAACCAGCAGCCAAAUCUCCCCAGACAUGGAUGGCCAGAACUUUGUGGGUAAAACGCAGCAGCAGAAUGGAUACUUACUGUGUAUUAACAGGACAUUUAAGUAAAAGAGUUUAAAACUUCUGUUAUUUUAGAGAUCUUUUAUAUCUAAGUCACAUUAACAAAAUUAGUUUAAUUCAGGAAGAGAUUGUUAAAGGCAUCUCCUCCAGCCUCCGCCACACAGCUGCUCUGCCCUGCUGCCCACAUCCCAGUGUGGGGAAGCUCCACGAGACCAGCUGGGACAGCGUGGGAGAUGUUCUUCCCCACUGCUCCCCUCCCUGCACAUCUCAGCAGCGACUCUGGUGGCUGAUGGACAAGGAUGAGCCCUUAGAUCCCGGUCUCUGCAACUCCAAGCGUGCACUUUGGUCUCCUCUCCCACUGAAGGCACCCAAGACCCUUUCUGAGGUUGCUUCCCAGCUUGGGUGCAACAGGGAAAGCUCAAAUGAGAGAGAGCUCAUGCGUUUUAUGCUCAUAUGGAAAGAGGCAGAAAGAACAAAGAGGCCAGUGCCUCUCAAGAAACAUUUUACCUGUGUUAUUUUGAGUUUAUAUUGACUCCUGAAUGUCUUUGUAAUUUCUGUCUUCUUGCAAAUGGGAUUUUAAACAUCAAAAGCUGCAAAAUCUGUACAGUAUUAUGUAUUUCAGGAACAAAGAGUCACAGAGUCACACAACAAUGCUAUUUCAAAUCCUCCUGCAGGUCUGUAGACUUUGUUAGCAUUCAAUGAAAUCUCAAGAUAUUACA
Molecule: messenger RNA, 4530 nt
Organism: Taeniopygia guttata (zebra finch)
Lineage: Eukaryota; Metazoa; Chordata; Aves; Passeriformes; Estrildidae
Source: RefSeq, a predicted model, not a curated record